AUGGAACAUUCUGUAGCCCAAAUGGAUGACGAGGAAGAGCUGAUGGAUAUAGUGGCUGCCAGAAGCCGGGGUGACAAUAUAGAAGCGGAGCUCAGAAAGCUGGAAAUGCUUAAAUUGGAAGCACAACCGAGAGAAGAUGAGCAAUCGAGGAGAGCGGAAAUUGGAAGGCCAUCCCAGCCAUCGCAGCAUCAAACCAGUACAACAGGCGGCAACUCCAUGGGAGAGGAAAUCAAAGAAGAAGAAAAGGAAGAAGAUGUCUUUAUUUUGAAGGGAGUAGAAGAUCAAACAAAGACUCAUCGACAAGUAGAAGCUGGUCUAGAGGAUGAGCUUGCUUUUCCGCAACCAAACUUGACUAGUAGUGGGCAAAACCAGUCAGAUACGGCUACCAUGCAUCCAGGAGCAUAUGCAAUGGCCCCGGGGAAUGCAAGGAAUCAAAGUGCUUCAGAUGAUCAAUCCACCACUCCAAUGGACACCAAUAGUGGAUUGGCAGUCGCAAAUAAGGUUGAAGAAGAUGAAGAACCUACACAGAUUGCUAGACCCGACCAUUUGCAUGGGGAAAAUGGAUCUACGUCAAUCACUCUCAUGAUCCUUGUUCUCAUUGGUAGCCUCCUCAUGGUUGGAGUGAUUGUUGGUUCCAUCUGUGGGGCUGGUCUCUGCAGCAACAAAACACGUGAUGCGGAAACUCAGGCUCCCUCUUCCUUUCGAUAUUUUAGAAUUGAAGAGGCUUUUGGGCUUGGCUAUUUUCCCAAAAGGGACAAGGCAGAACCCACCCAGCCAAACUUAAGGGCUCUUGAUUGGAUUGUGUUUGAGGAUCCUCUGCAACUUGAGCCAGAUGCCAACAAUCUUCUUCAGGUGACUUACUUUCACACAUCCCAGCAGAGUGACUGGUUUGAUUGUGGGCCAUCUACAACUGCAAACGAUGACACAUGCUGGAUUCAAAUCCAGGGUUCGGAAUCAUUGGCAAGUAGAUGGCUCGCAGGUGUUCACGAAUGUCGAUGGGCAGGAAUUUAUUGUGACAGUGAAAAGAACAUUACUCAGUUGCGGCUUGGGGACAAUGGAUUGAAUGGUGUUUUGCCCAAGGAGAUUGCCAGUCUUCCAGCACUGGAAGCAAUAAACUUUCGUGGGAACCAACUAACAGGAAGUAUUCCUGUGGAAUUGUUUGGAAACAAGCUCUCCUCAUUAACGUUUACAAACAAUUCACUAACAGGGACAGUGCCCACAGAAGUUGGACUCUUUGAUGGGACUUCGCUUGGAUUUGGUUCAAACAGCUUGUCCGGUUCCCUUCCUACAGAACUCUUUCAGAUUGGCAGAGGAGGAACUCUACCUACUGAAAUUGGAGCAUUACAUUCCCGUCAACUCUUCGUCUAUUUGCAAGGGAACCCUUUGCACGGCACCAUACCAUCCGAAAUAGGACUUUUGAAAGGCUCUCUCAGAGAACUUGAUGUCAGUUGGACCCAUAUGGAUGGCUCCCUACCAGAAGAACUCUUUACAGCAUGUACCAACUUGGGUUUACUUCAGGUCUCCAACUGUGGCGACUUGACAGGCACCAUAGGCGCUGGACUGCAGCUUUUGACAAAGCUAGAAUUCUUUGACAUUUCCAACAACAAGUUCCAUGGCACCAUCCCAGAAGACCUUUCCGCUCUGACAUCUCUACUUUGGUUUCUUGUGAAUGGGAAUGACCUUUCUGGAUCCAUCCCAUCAUCUGUCUGUGCUUUGGCUGACCCCGGCAAGGAAAGGUACCACUUUGCAGUGGCAGCUGACUGUUUGCCAGCAAGGGAUGGCACAGGCAAUCCCAUGGUAGAGUGCUCUUGUUGCACUCUGUGUUGUGAUGGUGGCGCUGCUGACUACUGCCUGUCCAAGUAA
Messenger RNA from Seminavis robusta, 1863 nucleotides. NCBI's taxonomy places the organism in Eukaryota, Bacillariophyta, Bacillariophyceae, Naviculales, Naviculaceae. The record is from the annotation of a GenBank genome assembly.